CGGGCCGGGGCCGCCCGCCCCCGCGUCGCGGGCUCUUUAAGGUCGGCGGUUUUUCGCAGCCAGCCCGGGGCGGGGAAAGCGGAGCGCGCGCUCCACGCGGGACCGCCUCCCGGGCCGUCUGAGCAGAGGGCGGGGUGCAGGCGGAAUGGCCCUCGUGCCCUAUGAGGAGACCACGGAAUUUGGGUUGCAGAAAUUCCACAAGCCUCUUGCAACUUUUUCCUUUGCAAACCACACGAUCCAGAUCCGGCAGGACUGGAGACACCUGGGAGUCGCAGCGGUGGUUUGGGAUGCGGCCAUCGUUCUUUCCACGUAUCUGGAGAUGGGAGCUGUGGAGCUCAGGGGCCGCUCUGCCGUGGAGCUGGGUGCUGGCACGGGGCUGGUGGGCAUAGUGGCUGCCCUGCUGGGUGCUCAUGUGACUAUCACGGAUCGAAAAGUAGCAUUAGAAUUUCUUAAAUCAAACGUUCAAGCCAACUUACCUCCUCAUAUCCAACCCAAAACUGUUGUUAAGGAGCUGACUUGGGGACAAAAUUUGGGGAGUUUUUCUCCUGGAGAAUUUGACCUGAUACUUGGUGCUGAUAUCAUAUAUUUAGAAGAAACAUUCACAGAUCUUCUUCAAACACUGGAACAUCUCUGUAGCAAUCACUCUGUGAUUCUUUUAGCAUGCCGAAUUCGCUAUGAACGGGAUAACAACUUUUUAGCAAUGCUGGAGAGGCAAUUUACUGUGAGAAAGGUUCACUACGAUCCUGAAAAAGAUGUACAUAUUUACGAAGCACAGAAGAGAAACCAGAAGGAGGACUUAUAAUUGGCUAUAAUUUAUAAGAAUGUUGUCAUUGAGUGUGUCACUUAAGGUCUUAGACUGCAAAUCUAACCAUAUUUAAUGAAAUGUCUUACUGUACAAAAAGUCUAAGCCAAAGGUUCUCAGGGGAGAAAGCACAUGUGCAGUUUUAAAACAAAGCAGUGCUUUGUCCCAUUACUGUGAUUUUUAGUCAGACUUUACUCAGUCUGAAAUGCAAUUAACAUUAAAGGAUUAAGUGUGAGAUUUCGAUUUAUGCUAUUUGUGUAUCCCAUACUCCUCCCUUUUAAUAAACAGUUUCCACUGAUGAUAUGAAGGGCCGGUAUAAAGAAGUCUUUAAAUGAGUAAGCUUUCUUUGGUAAGAUUAAAUCUUACAAAUUAUUUUUAAAACCUUCUGAUAUAUACAAUGUUUAGCCGAGUUUUCUAAUUUUCUGGAUGUAAAACAAAAGGUUUAACCUAUACAUUCCUUGAGCUGUUAGUGCUAUUUAAAUCUUUUGCCCUGUUUAGGUCCUAAACACUUUUAGUUGAGUAGGAUAUGAGCUUUUUUGGGUCUCAUAUCAUGCUUUUUGCCUUAAUUUCAGGUAUAUAUAUAUAUAAAUAAAGGAAUUAAGUAAAAAUAAAAUUUCAGUUACUUUUUAAAAGCACCUGAAAUCUGGCCAGAUGCGGUGGCUCAUGCCUGUAAUCCCACCACUUUGGGAGGCCGAGGCGGGCAGAUCACCUGAGGUCAGGAGUUCAAGACCAGCCUGGCCAACAUGGUGAAACCCCAUCUCUACUAAAAAUACAAAAAUUAGCCGGGCGUGGUGUCAGGCGCCUGUAAUCCCAGCUACUCAGGAGGCUGAGGCAGGAGAAUCGCUUGAACCUGGGAGGCAGAGGUUGCAGUGAGCUGAGAUUGCACCAUUGUACUCCAGCCUGGGGGGGACAAGAGCGAGACUCCAUCUCAAAAAAAAAAAAAAAAAGCACCUGAAAUCUUGAAUAGGUUUUCUAUUUCAAGUCAAGAGCUGAGGUUUUCCCCUUCUGUUUUACCCUUGCUCAAAUGUCUUAAUGCAGUUCUUUCCCAAGCUUUCCCUGCUUCCUUAACAACGCAUAGGAUGACAUUAAAAGUUUUAAAUCUCAUCCCUGACUGAGAGGUUAGCUUCCUACAUAUAAGCUCCUUUUGUAUUGGACUUGUAAUUGCUCAUUCAGUGUUAGUAUUGCCCUGUAGAGUGUAAGCUCCUUGAGGGCCAAGAAUGCUUCUGCCUCUUCCAUUGUUGCUUCCCCAGUACCUUCUGUAUAUUUCAUAACCAAAUAAUGAAAAAGAUAUAUUCCAUUUAAAGGGCAUUGACUUUGGGUUAAAUGAUUGUUAUAUUGUUUUAGGAUUAUCUAUGAUACACUUUGACAUCUCACACACACACAUGAACUUUUCUUUUUACAAUGCAAAAGUUUAAACAAUAGCUUAAAUUUAGACUGCAAGAAUAUUAUAAUCUCAAUAUGGUAUUUGGUACUAGAGAUAGAUUUCUUUUAUAAAAUCUUAAAAACAGGACGUUCUCUUCCUUUUGAACCUUUAUCCCAGAGGUGAAAAUAUCCAAUAUGUUGUUUUCUGCAUAUAUUGAAGUAGUAGUUUCACUUUAAUAAAGAUGGAUUAAAAGUUG
Molecule: messenger RNA, 2421 nt
Organism: Pan troglodytes (chimpanzee)
Lineage: Eukaryota; Metazoa; Chordata; Mammalia; Primates; Hominidae
Gene: METTL21A
Product: methyltransferase 21A, HSPA lysine
Exons: 4
Coding region: 146-802 (218 amino acids)
Cellular component (GO): protein-containing complex; cytosol
Source: RefSeq, a predicted model, not a curated record